Molecule: messenger RNA, 5689 nt
Organism: Hemibagrus wyckioides
Lineage: Eukaryota; Metazoa; Chordata; Actinopteri; Siluriformes; Bagridae
Gene: rab3gap2
Product: RAB3 GTPase activating protein subunit 2 (non-catalytic)
Exons: 35
Coding region: 263-4426 (1387 amino acids)
Biological process (GO): regulation of GTPase activity
Source: RefSeq, a predicted model, not a curated record
CUGUGUGUUGUUUUUCCGGCUGAAGAUGUGUCACCUGAACAUAGUGGAAGCAGAGAUAACAGUUUGGAGCACACCUGCCAGCUUUUUAUGACUUGAUUAUUUUACUACAUUAACUAGAAAACAUUUUUAAGAUACAGAAUUUUUCCCUCUAGUAUAUACGGGUCAGACUUUUAUCCGCUGUCUGACCAGGCGUAGCUCUUCAUUAAUGAUCAAGUUAGCUGCUCAUUAGCCACGGUUAGCUUUCAGCGCUCUGUAAUUCAGGAUGUCCUGCAGUUUGCUGGAUUUUUGCCGCGUUCAAGAGCUUAGACAAGUCCGGGAUUUCCUUUUCCAAAGUCAGAAAAAUCCCUCUACAGAUGACAACAAAGAGCAAACAGAGACAGAGUUAGCGUGGGAUGACUCAGACUGGGGCUCCUGGGAGGCUGCGGACACCAAAGAAGAUGGAACCACGCCUGAUGAUGAUGAAGUACAGCAGAACAGCGCCACCUGGCUGCAGGACUGCGCACUCGCUCUGUCACCAUGUUCAGACCUGCUGGUCAUCGCUCGAGACCAAAAAGCUGCAUUCCUCUCUGCCAAAUGGCAGACAGACGCCUCGGGAAAAGAGGAGAUGACGCUGGCUGUGAGCUGGAGCGGCACGCUGAGUGCUGAGGACGGAGAGUGUGUGAGUAGUGUCAUCUGCAUCCCACUGGCCAGUCAGAAGAGGAGUUCUACGGGUCGUCCUGACUGGACCUGUAUCGUGGUUGGGUUCAGUUCCGGAUAUGUUCGCUUCUACACUGAGAAUGGGGUUCUCCUUUUGGCUCAGCUGCUGAAUGAAGACCCGGUGCUCAGACUGAAGUGUCGCACAUAUGAGAUCCCACGCCAUCCUGGAGUCACAGAGCAGCAUGAGGAGUUGAGUAUUCUGUACCCAGCAGCCAUGGUCACCAUCGAUGGUUUCAGCCUUUUUCAGUCUCUCCGUGCGUGCAGGAAUCAGGUUGCUAGAGCUGCUGCAGCAGGAAGUGAUGUCAUCCAGCCUCCUCCUCUGGCCUAUAAGAAGUGGGGCCUGCAGGACAUGGACACCAUCGUGGACCACAGCAGUGUGGGCAUCAUGACUCUGAAUGUGUUUGAUCAGAUGAAGAACGCCUCAAUUCUUGGAGGUUUCCACGCCUCAGUUAAGGGCAGUCCUCCUGCCAUGAGUCAGUAUAUAACGGUGGGAGGCGGACCCUUCACCGGGUUCUUCUACGCUGUUGAGGGCAGCUCUCAGCCUCUCCUCUCCCACGUUGCUCUUGCUGUGGCCAGUAAACUCACUUCUGCCCUAUUCAGUGCUGCCAGUGGAUGGUUAGGAUGGAACAAGAACAAGACCGAAGAGGAUCCUGCUCAGAAACAGAAGCCUAAGGUGGAGCCAGCCACGCCCCUUCCUAUUAGGUUCGGUCUCCCCGAUUCCCGUCGACAUGGUGAGUCAAUCUGUCUGUCCCCAUGCAACACCAUGGCAGGGGUGACGGACGAUUUUGGCAGAGUGACGCUGCUGGACCUGGCCCGAGGCAUCGCCAUCCGCAUGUGGAAGGGUUACCGUGACGCCCAGCUGGGCUGGGUGCAGGUUCGUGAGGCUCAUGGAGACAGAGACAUAACCACUUCACCCUCCAUGCCCCGCCGCUGUGCUCAGUUCCUGGUGAUUUACGCCCCCCGCAGGGGCAUCCUGGAGGUGUGGGGCACUCAGCACGGCCCCCGGAUUGGGGCUUUUACUGUAGGCAAACACUGCAGCUUGUUGUAUCCAGGUUACAAGUUAAUGGGGGUGAACAGUGUGACCAGUCAGGGUUGGCACUUACACACACAGCAGGUGUGUCUGUUUGACCCGGUCAAUGGAGUGCUGCGUAGCAUCACUGUGCCAUUCCACCUGGCUCUCAGUGAUAAGAAGAGUGAGCGAGCCAAAGACAUGCAUCUGCUGAAAAGACUGAACGCUCUGCUCAGGAGCACUGAUCCAGACCCAGAUCUUCUGGAGAGCGAGGCUCGGAGUGUCCUGCUGGAGAUCAAACACCCUGCGGUUAAAAAACAGGCUCUGGAGUCUCUGCUGUCCAGUAAGAGCGCUCCGGUCUUCUGUCUGACCAACAUCACUCAAGCUUUAUCGGAGAGUCUGAAAGAACAAGAUCCAGAGGCAGUGGAUGAAUCAUUGCUGCAGUUGUGUUCGUCUCAGAUCAAACUGCUGCAGCUCUACACCGAUGUUCAGCUCCUACACUCACCUGAUACCUCGCCUACUGAGCCUGAUACUCUUGCAGUACCUGGUAUUGAAGAUGACCUCACUCGAAUCGGACCAAUCCUGCGGCGUUAUGCAGAGUUAAACUCACGCCCCUCUGUGUCCUUCGCUCAGGACGGGGCAGAGCCGCUGCCGGUCAAAACCUUUCUGUCACAGUUAGUGUGUGAAGGCGGCGAGCUGCGACUUAUCAGAGGCCCAGACACAGACUGGACACAGCUAGGUAGCUUCCUGUUUUGGGGAUGUCUUUCUGGACAGAGUCCACUGGAGCGAGUGUGUGAGACACUACAGCAGAGUGGCAUCAGCCCAAAGCAGCUACUGUCUCUGCUGCUGACUGUGUGGCUGAACAAAGAGAAGGAGAUCUUAAAGAGAACAAACGCUAUCAGGAACCUGCACACACUCCUCAACACACUCAGCUCUAUGAAAGGAGCAAUAGAUGAGUCCUGGGAUGUGCAGUGUGUGUCCCCCUGGUGGCAACAGGUGCGUAACGCUUGUGUCCAGUCAGAGAGCGCUGGCGCUGCCAUGCUGGCUGCACUCGUCGCCCAGCGCGCUGCCAAGAGGUCUAUCACAAGCCUGGCCGAGAACAAGUUGCAGUCAGACUGGGAGUGUGUGUCUCUAGAGCUGGAGCAGUGGGUGGUGUGUGUGCGGCAGUUGGAGGAUGUGUUGGCCUUGCAGACGUUGCUGAGUCUGCCGUCUCCUCAGGGGUCACCGGGGGGUGCCGUCCAGCGCUGUUCAGUCAAAGCUCUGCUGGAGAGUGGAAGAGGUGGAGUAGCAGACAGUGUUGCGAAGCUGAUCUUCAGACAGGAUGUAACUCCUGGAUGUCUGAGAGACAUUGUGCAGAGGAGGGUGAGUGAACAGCGUGAGGAACAGCGUGAGGAACAACCUGAGGAACAGUGUGAGGAACAUCGCUCAGAGCUGGAGACGGAGGAAAAGGACGCCUUACACACACUGGAGGAGCUGCUGGUGUGUGUGUGUCUGCGUUUCCCCAACUCUCUCUCCCCUGAUGUGUUGUGGGCUCACUGUUGUUGGGAGUACGUAGUCCAGUGGAACAAAGACCCUGAGGUGGGUCGAUACCUGGAGUGGUCUGUUGACUAUCUGAAGAUGAUCUCCAGUCCUCACAUUCAGUUAGGAAUCUGCACCAUGAUGUGGAACACAUUUAUUGUGAAACGUUUCUCUGCAGCGGCCUUCUUAAUGGAAAAGGUGGGAAAAGCUCCAAAGGACAGACUCUGCAGACGGGAUGUAGGAAUGGGCGACGCAGCCAUGACCAGUUUCCUGGGCUCCUGUGUCCAGCUCCUGCAGGCUCUGAUGGAGGUCUCGUCUUCCUCCUUUCUCCUUUCUUUUCCUCUGUUCUCCAAAGCGGACUCAGGGGUGGAGGAGGCCAGUGUGCCGGAGGUGUGCGUGGAGGAGGUGUGGGGCGGGGCCGAGGGUCCUGCCUCCAUAGCGGAGUUAGCGCUGCAGCAGAGGGCGAUUCAUUACCCGCUAGUGCAGCAUCACUGCCUGUUAGCGUCACUGCUGCACGCCGCCAUGAGCUUCUCACUGCGCAUCAAACCCCUCAGCCUCUUCGACACCAAGGGGAAGAAUGCCUUUUUCAGGGAGCUGACCUCCAUUCAGCUGCUGCCCAGUGGAGACAUGGACCCCAGUCUGGUGGCUCUGAGACAGGAAUUUCUCCUGAACGUGUUGACAGCAUGGGUGAAGGUUCUGGAUGUAGAGCAGGAAGCGGAGGAGGAGGAAGGUGAUGGUGUGUCUGUUAAAGCCGGAGUCAGGGAGCAGGCGUGGAUGGAGACGUGUAUGGAGCUGGCCUCACUGCUGCAGCUUAACCCUGAUAUUCUGCGCAGACAUCUCGUGUGUGAGCUGUACAACCAGGGCCUGGACCUGCGCGCUGAGGAGGUGAUGUUGGGAGUGGAGGAUAGAGAUGUGUUAGGUUCUCAGCUCUUGGUUCUGAUUGGUCAGCGCCUGGCCUACUCUCUGUUUCACUCUCAGACUCAGACCAAAGCCAGCAUGGAGCUCCUGGCACGUCUUCCCCCUACACUCUGUACCUGGCUGAAAGCUAUGGACCCCAGCGAUCUCCGGCGUCCCACUGUGCCUCUGAAGCAGAUCAGCCGCCUGGUGAGCCGCGUGAUCGAGAUGCUACCAGAGAAACAUGCGCAGUACAACAUGGCACUGCAUCUGCUGGAGGCGGUGGACAUACUGCAGGAGGACGAGUGAGAGAGAGGGGGAGAGAGAGAGAGAAAUGGAGGAUUGGAGAGAGUGAACAUUUCCAUUUAAUUUUUAUUUAGUUAUGCAGGUCUAUUAAAUGAAUACAGUCUCCACUUGACCCCAGACGCAGUCGAUCGGUCAGAGCAUGUUUGGUUUUUGCACCUGAGCUCGUUAGGCUAAUAUUUCUCAUUAAUAAUGAAUGGAUUUCAUUCAGAAAUUAUUUUCACUUUCGUACAUCUGCAUCCAGAUCUGUGUAUAACACACAUGCUGUGUUGUGCUGUUACAGGAAAAUAACAAACAGCAGGAGGAGGAGGAAGGAUGAGAAUGAUGAUGAUGAUGAGGAGGAGGAUGAUAAUGAUGAUAAUGAUGAUGAGGAGGAAGGAUGAGAAUGAUGAUGAUGAUGAGGAUAAGGAUGAUGAAGAUGAGGAGAAGGAGGAUAAGGAUAAUGAUGAGAAUGAUGAUGAGUCUCAGUACCACAGCGAUUUAUUUUAUUUAAAUAUAAUGAAACGUCCAUAAACAACUAUCUAUGAAAAUAUUUAUGAUCGGUCAGAGCGCUGACACUGGAGACUCCUUCCUUAACCGCUUAUGUUCAUAUCCUAGUGGAUGAGCUGUUACUAUAGAAACGACUAUAUGAAAGCUGUGCAGUGUCCAGUGUGAGGUUCACUUCAUGUUCAUGGUGGACUUUCACAGAAAAUAUGCGUCCUGGCUGAUGGACUGUAUCUGGUGUGAGGAAGGACAUGUAAACGAUUAUUAAGUAUUUAUUUGGAUCCAGUUCACGAGAGAGAGAGAGCGAGGAUCAGUGUUUGCAGUUCUAUGCAUUUUAAUGGUGAAGUGUGUUGAAGCCCAGCCUCUGUGCUCCAUGCUGCUAAUCCUACAUGCAGUACUUCAUUCUCUACGCUCUGUCUUCCUCUUAAUGGACAGAGUGAAGGCUCAUGAAUCAUUAACAUUUAUUAACUCAUCUGCAGAUAGAAUAGAUCGUUUUAUUUCAUUAUCCGUUGAAAUAUAUAAAGUUUUGGGGGCAAUUUAAACACUAAGGUAACAUCCGUCCUUUUCUUCUUUCUUUCUUCCUAUCAGAGGAAUGGAGUUUGGGUUGUAAAUGUAAUUUGUGUCUACUACGAGUCGUGUAUUUUACGCCUGAGACAGAGGUACGUUAUGCAGAAUAGCCGCUCACACACACACACACACACUUUACUCUGCACCGGUGCUGCUGUUUCUUAUUGUACAGAGCCAAAUCCACUAAAAGUGCUAUAUAAAAGAUUAAACUUGUCACGA